This is a messenger RNA of Apiotrichum porosum, 1275 nucleotides long. RefSeq lists its product as uncharacterized. Gene Ontology annotation, biological process: endoplasmic reticulum tubular network organization. Lineage: Eukaryota; Fungi; Basidiomycota; Tremellomycetes; Trichosporonales; Trichosporonaceae. Bases 1 to 1275 code for a protein of 424 amino acids. Gene Ontology annotation, cellular component: endoplasmic reticulum tubular network. The transcript is spliced from 8 exons. The record is from RefSeq and is a predicted model, not a curated record.
AUGGGUAUCUUCUCGUGGUUUUCAAAGCCCGGGCCGGCCGACUAUGAAGGUGUCCUCGUGCGCCUCGCCACUGAAAUCAAUGAGGCCAAGCGGCAUCUGUCCGAGGUGCGCCUGCGCGAGCGCCGCUUCUCCCUCUUUCUCAACGCAUACGGUGUUGGCCUUUGGGCCAUCUGGGUCGGAUUGUGGUGGUUCCACAGCAUCCCUUGGUCGCUUAUCGGCUGGACCGAGGCGACCACGCAGGCUCGACUUGUUGGUGUGGCCGGAGUGAUUGCCGGACCCAUCGUAAUCUGGAUUCUUAACCGCACUCUCUGGCUGAUCUUCCGUCGUAUCCGCACAAACGAGGAAACCCACCUUCGCAUGCUACUUGUGAAGCAGCGCAAGCAGGUCGAAGAGAUCAAGAAGAUUACCAACUUUGACACGACCCGCAAGCUGCUCGAGCAGUAUGAUGCCGAGUUUCCCCCCAGCACCCCGCAACGCGGCCCCAUCCAACCUUCAACUCCGUCUCCUGGCCACCAGGCGACUCCCAACUCUCCUUCUCCCGAUGGCAAGCAGCGUAGCGCGCCCAACUCGCCUACUACGCCCGACGCUCCCAACGCACCCUCCAUCCAGGUCCAACAAGGACCUCUUGGCACACCUCGCGCCCCCGGUCACCUCAUUGGUGCGGGCGGCACCCCUGCUCAAGGCCAGAGGACACCAGUCCCCGUCCCCCCUGGUAUGACUCCAGAGCAAGCUGCCCUUUUCCAGAUGCAGCUCCAGGCUAUCCAACCUGUUCUCCCGACACCAGACAAGAAGUGGUAUGACCGUCUCGCCGACUCGAUUCUGGGAGACGACCCUUCUGAGCCUGCGCGUAGCAAGUACGCCCUCGUCUGUGCCGAGUGUUUCCGACACAACGGCCUCAUCGGCAGCCAGUACGAGUGGGAGCGUCUGCAAUGGAUCUGCCCAAGGUGUAACCACCUCAAUCCCCCACCCCUCUCACGCAUGCAAGAGGUCGCCAACGAGUCUUCCUCCUCGGCUCGUGAGGAAUUCCCCACCCUCCCGGAAACCCCUUCCAAACCCGCCAAGCUGCCCGCUGCGGCACCCACCACCCCGGUCCAGAGGCCAGCAGCUCACUCCCACCACCUUCGCGCAUCCCCUCGUCCCCGUCGCCAACUCGGCGAAAAGCUCACACCGCGCUCUUCCAGGCUCAGCACUGAAGUGUUCUCUGCCGCUGAUGAGAGUGAUGAGUCGGGCGAGGAGGACUUCCAAGAGACCGAGGCGAUGGAGGUGGACAAUUAG